GCCUGUUUCCGGAAGCACGCACAUGUGGGAAAACGCUGCCGUGACUGCCACUCGGUUCCUUUCGAACGUCGUGAGACACACAUCCCGUGUCUUUGCAAGGUGGAAAACAAUAAGUGUGUCCGAGAUCCAACCCCGCCUUUCGCCACGUCUCUACAAACAGUUGGCUUUGAUGGCAGAAUCAGAGCCCACUCCUCUCCCUGCCCAGGUCGGUGAGAAGAGAGGCUGUCCAGAGGAUGAAGAGCAAAAUACACCAUCCAAGAAGACGAAAGUUGAAGAAGAUCACAAAAAUGGUGGCCAUCCGACCCGAGACGAAGAGGAAGGACUUGGAGGUGAAGAGGAGGGCGAUGGGGAGGAGGAGGAGGGUGAGACCUUUGCUGAUAUGAUGAAGCACGGCCUCACUGAGCUGGAUGUUGGCAUCCUCAAAUAUGUCAGUGACCACGAGGGUUUCUCAGGAAUCCUGAAAGAAAGAUAUUCAGAUUUUGUUGUGCACGAAAUCAACAAACAAGGCAAGGUGGUGCAUUUGGAUGACCUCUCUAUCCCAGCAGAGGCUGAGGAUGUCCCAGAAACUGAAGAACAGCCCAAAGAAUGUGAUGUACUGACUGAUGAGCAGAAAAAGCAGCUCACUGAACUGCAGCUAUUCACUAAUAAAGAGGACAACGUUUCCAUUGAGGUGAUGGAUGAUACAAAAGAAAAACGUACACUUGUCCACAAAGCCAUCAAGUCUCAGUUUCCUGGACUUGAAACAAAGACAGAAGAAAAAGAGGGACGCAAGUAUAUUGUGGCAUAUCACGCUGCGGGGAAGAAGGCUUUGGCAGAAGUCAAAACAACUGCAGCUCCCCGGAAACACUUUUGGCCAAAAAACCGUGGCAGCUACUGCCACUUUGUCCUGUACAAGGAAAACAAAGACACAAUGGAUGCCAUCAAUGUCCUGUCCAAAUUCCUCAGGACAAGACCCAACAUGUUUUCCUACAUGGGAACCAAGGACAAGAGGGCCAUCACAGUGCAAGAGAUUGCAGUGCUCAAGAUCACCGCAGAGAGGCUGGCCCACCUCAAUAAGUGCCUCAUGAACCUCAAACUUGGAAACUUUAGCUACAAAAACCACCCUCUAAAGCUGGGGGAGCUGCAGGGAAACCACUUCACUGUCGUCAUCAGGAACAUCUCAGGGAGUGAUGAGCAGGUCCACCAGUCCAUGACGUCCCUCAAGCAGACCGGCUUCAUCAACUACUUCGGGAUGCAGCGCUUUGGCACCACGGCCGUUCCCACUCAGCAGGUUGGCAGGGCUAUUCUGAAAAACGACUGGAACCAGGUUGUAGAUUUAAUACUGAAGCCUCGACCUGGAGCAGAGAAAGGCUUUCUGGUGCGCUGCAGGGAGGAGUGGGCGAAGACUCAGGAUCCAGAGGCGGCGCUGAAGAAACUGCCGAACAAGCGCUGCGUGGAGGGACAGCUGCUGAGAGGCCUGUCGAUGUACGGCAAGAAAAACAUCAUCACUGCCUUUGGCCUGAUUCCUCGUAACAACCGCUUGAUGUACAUCCACAGCUACCAGAGCGUGGUGUGGAACACCAUGGUGAGCCGCAGAAUCGAAGCCUUCGGCCUCAAGGCUGUGGAAGGAGACCUGGUGCUGGAAGGAACCACAGCACGUGCGCUGUCUGCAGAGGAAGCUGAGAAACACUCCAUCCACGACAUCGUCAUGCCACUUCCUGGAUUUGACGUCAUCUACCCCUCUCACCACGUUGGUAAAGGCUACAGAGAGCUGCUGGCUGCAGACGGGCUGGACAUCGACAACAUGAGACACAAAGUGAAGGACUACUCCCUGGCUGGAGCGUACCGACGCGUUCUCAUCAGGCCCACGGAUGUCAGCUGGAAGGUGAUCCAGUACGAUGACCCCAAGAUCUCUCUGGUCCACAGUGACUUUGAGAUCCUGGAGAACAAACCAGCCCCGGUCUUCAACAGCGAGGGGAAGUAUCGCGCUCUGCGGAUGGAGUUCUCCCUGCCUCCGUCGACCUACGCCACCAUGGCCAUCAGGGAGGUCCUCAAGCUCGACACGAGCAUCAAGAAGCAGACUCAGCUCAACACCACCUGGUUCAACUGAGGCCAGAACCCCGCCGGGUGUGAAAACCGGACCGCGGAGCACCGAUAUGUACUGGCUACUUACUGUUGUGAGUGUUUUAAAAUAAGCUGUUCAUUCUGUCACAGAUCAGUUGGGUUCUAUGUGAACCUUAAAUAGUUUCUUUGACAUAAAAAGAACAGGAGUUUAUCAUCAUGCAACCUUUUUUUUAAGUGAUGUUUUUACUUCGUCUGUGCUGAAUCGCUGCAGCACAGUUAACAUCUCUUUCUCAGUUCUUAAGUAAACCUUGUGCUUCUGGGAUGCCCAGAUCAUCACAUGAACUGUUUUGUACAGAAGUGUUUUUUCCUUUAGUUUGUUCCAGCUUUAGUAGUGUGAAUUACAAAAACAGAAAUUAAAUUGUCCAGAGAUUCAA
Messenger RNA from Salarias fasciatus (jewelled blenny), 2477 nucleotides. RefSeq names its product pseudouridine synthase 7 (gene pus7). The transcript is spliced from 18 exons. Gene Ontology annotation, cellular component: nucleus. The record is from RefSeq and is a predicted model, not a curated record. The coding region runs from base 23 to 2089 and encodes 688 amino acids. NCBI's taxonomy places the organism in Eukaryota, Metazoa, Chordata, Actinopteri, Blenniiformes, Blenniidae. Gene Ontology annotation, molecular function: RNA binding; pseudouridine synthase activity. Gene Ontology annotation, biological process: pseudouridine synthesis.